Messenger RNA from Chaetomium globosum CBS 148.51, 2472 nucleotides. RefSeq lists its product as uncharacterized. Lineage: Eukaryota; Fungi; Ascomycota; Sordariomycetes; Sordariales; Chaetomiaceae. The record is from RefSeq and is a predicted model, not a curated record. The transcript has 2 exons. The coding region runs from base 1 to 2472 and encodes 823 amino acids.
AUGAGCCAGCCACCGCCGCCUCCGCCCCCGCCCCCGCAUGGGGAGAACCCCAGGACAACGGCCGGUGGCUCCGGUCUCCCGCCCGGGAAAUACGACGUCUUCAUCAUCCCCGAACACUCGGCCGGCGCGGGAUUCCUCUACCUACCCUCCCUAAAGCCACAAUGGAACAGCUUCAUUGCCGGUGUCGUCAGCACGCUGGCAGUCGUCAUCAUGGCGAAUCUCGCCAGUCCCGUGGUGGCGGCCAUGCUCAACAGCCCCGACAAGACGUGGCCGCUUCUUUGGGUUACACUGGUGGCAUGUAUUGGCGCAGCGGCUUUCCUACUGGGCCGCCAGUUGAACAGUUCCUCGGACCAGCAAAAUAGACAGGGUAGCAACCAGUCGGGAGGCCACCAUAGACCAGGAGGAGGAUACGGCAACGGACCAGGGUCGUCGUGGUACACCCCGCCGCCUCAGAACGGUCCCCCGCCGAAUCAGGGACCGCCCCCUCCCCCGCCACCACCGCCUCAACAUGAGGCUCCGCGAGACGGCGGUGGACAGUAUCAAUCUUGGCAGGAGCAGCCGAGGCAGCAACCACAUGCCGAGCCCCAACCACAACCACAGGCCCAACCCAGACCGCAGCCACAACCACAGGCUGAGCCCCGGCCGCAACCGCCGCCGCAGCCGCAGCCUCAACCUCAACAGGCUCCACCACCCCAACCGCAGCCUCAGUCCCAACCCAAGCCGAAGUCGAAGCCGAAGCCGAAACCGCAAGAACCGAGGCGGGAGGAACCAAGGGAGGUGCCUCGGGAGGUACCGAAAGAGGCGCCCAGAGAGGCACCCAAGGAGGCACCCAAGCCGAAGCCACAGCCGCCUCCGGAGCCGAAACAACAACCAUCGCAACCGCAACCUCCUACGCCUAGACCGGCAUCGGCAAAAUCCGAAGCCCCAAGGGGUGCGUGGGAAAAAGCACGGGAGGAGAUGCGGCGAAGAGAAGAGGAGCGGAAGGUUAAGGAGGCCGAAGCCAAGAAAAAGGAGGACACGGCCCGCCGGUUACGCGAACUUCGUGAGCGCGAAGCGAAAGAGCGCGAUAAGAGGGAGAGGGAAGCCCGGGAACGCGAGAUUAAAGAGAGGCUCCGGCAAGAGCAGGAGGCGAAAGAAAGGGAGCGUCUCGAAAAGGAGGUCCGGGAAAAGGUUGAGAAGGAGCUUCGCGAGAAGGUCGAGCAGGAGGCCAGGGAGCGCGAGGCACGCGAGCGAGAGACGAGGGAGCGGGAGGCGAGGCUAAAAGAGGAGCAGCGAAAGAGGGAUGAGGAACGGGCCCGUCAAGAGAGGGAGCGUCAUGCUGCCCGAGAAAAGGAACGGAAAGAGCGCGAAGAACGCCUCGCUCGGCUUCGCGCGGAGCAAGCAGAAAGAGAAAGGGAAAAGGAAAGGGAGAGAGAGAGGGAACAAGAACGGGAACGGGAACGGGAACGGGAACGAGAAAGAGAGAGAGAACAGGAACGACAACGGGAAAGGGAGAGGGAAGAGGAAAGGGAAAUGGAGAGGGAGAUGGAAAGGGAGAGGAACGAACGCAAGGGUACCACUUACGCAUACUCCUCGGUCGGCGAGAAGACCAGCAUGUGGCCGAAUGGGAGACCGCCCAGCGUUGCCCCCUCCCAAGCGGCAUCCACUCCGCCGCCGGCAAAACCAGCACCGUCUCAAGCCCCUCCAUCUCCAACAAGACCCGCGCCCGCACCGUCGACCCCCAAGCCUGCGCCCUCGUUCUCCAAGCCUCCACCAUCCUACAGCAAACCUCCACCGUCGCCUCCCAAACCCGCCCCGUCCCCAACCAAAUCUACCGCCUCUGCGACCGGCACCGAAGACACCUACUCCUACCGCCCCUACGAUAAGCCCAAAAAGCCGGCCCGCAAGAAGUCUGUCUCGGACCUUUCCGAGUCCUCUUGGGCCCCAUCCGCCUCAACCGCCCGCACCACCCCGCCACCCUCCACCCGGGGCCCCUACACCACCAGCGACCCCCAAAAGAUUAUCAUCAAGGCCGUCUACGGCUACCUCAACCAAUUCUCCAAAACCCCGGCCUCCCAGCUCAUCUCAGGCGUCAGCCCCGUCACGGACGGUCUCAUCCUGCGCGUCACAUCGGCAGGCCUCUUCGUUGACGACGACGUCCGCGGCGUCGCCCAGCGCGAGUGGGACGUCAAGGCCUGGACCCUCAAGCUCGUCGAGAUCUGGUGCCCCGUGCACGCCGCCUCUGCCCAGGCCGCCAACACCCCCGGCGGCGCGAGCGGCGAGAAGGGCAAGGGCUUGCAUCUGCUGCGCGCCACGAUUAGGGAUCAGGAGGGCAAGCGCUACUUGUUUGUCAUUGGCGAGGAGGAGGCCUGGAAGAUUGCCGGCGGGCUGGCUGCUCUGCGUGGGAGCAGCCAGGUCAGGGCCCUCGGUGUGGCCGGGUUCAGUGGCUUGGAGUCCAAGACUUUGCUGGAUACCCUCGGGUGGACGGCCUGA